Ctenopharyngodon idella (grass carp) is the source of this 3995-nucleotide messenger RNA. RefSeq names its product FH2 domain-containing protein 1. The record is from RefSeq and is a predicted model, not a curated record. NCBI's taxonomy places the organism in Eukaryota, Metazoa, Chordata, Actinopteri, Cypriniformes, Xenocyprididae. The transcript is spliced from 12 exons. Bases 471 to 2723 code for a protein of 750 amino acids.
CACACACACACUCACACACACACACACUCACACACACAUACUCAAGAUCGUUUACACGUCUGCUUUAAAAUUACAACGUUUACAGUUCGCAUCAUUUUAUGCCAUGAUUGUUGUUCACUACUCUGCUUUAGAUGAGACUGUACUAAUAUAAAUAUUUGAGUGUUUUACUGAAGUGUGUGUGUGUGUGUGUGUGCGCAUGCGCGAGCUCCUGUCAGACUCACCGGACGCACAGAAUAUUCACUUUCCUCAAUUUUUAAUGGAUAAUUAAUUAUUUACUUAUGAAAAUAUUUGAUAAUUCGUACGAUUUGUUACAGUUAUGAUCAUUUAAAGUGCUGUGACUGAGGCAUAUUCAUUAUCACAUUAAGAAUGUUGGCUGAAUCUGUAGGGGGCGUGGCUUUAAGAAACACCCUGAUGAUGUCAUGCAGUGAACUAGCGCUCAUCUUCUGACCCCACCCACAUCUCCUUCUACUAUGAGCAGUGUCUCGUUGGCCAAUGAGAGCCGGAGUUUUGAUGAUGAGGGCGGGGAUGUUGUUUUAUUACAUGGCCACACCCCCAUCAACGCCCCUCCUCCGGCUCCUCCUCUUCCUCCACCCCCGCCUGUGGAAAACUCUGCAGAGAGGAAGAGGAGGGUGAGGAGCUUCUAUUGGAAACCGAUUCCUGAAGAUCGUGUCAAACAGCAUGACGGGCCGAACCUGUGGACUCUCGGACGGCACAGCAGGGAGCCGGCGUUCCACAUCGACAUCAGAGCCAUCGAGGAGCUGUUCGGACAACACGAGGACACUCCGAUUCCCACUGCGACCGGCGGGAAGACUGUCGGACGAGGACACGCUUCUGUGAGAGCUCUCAGACAGCAGAUCAGCAUCCUGGACUCCAAGAGAAGCUUGAAUAUCGCCAUUUUCCUUAAACACUUCAAAAGAUCCAGUGAGAGUCUUCUGGACAAUAUUCUUCAUGGAAACACGGGCGUCUUCAGUGUGGAGUCUCUCCGAGAGUUGCUGAAGCUCCUGCCGGAGGAGGAUGAGGUGAAGAACCUACAGGCGUUCAGCGGGAACCCCAAAGACCUGCCGCCGCCUGAUGCCUUCAUACACCAGCUCAUACAUUUACCCAGGUAUGAGGUGCGUCUCAAGGCUCUGCUGCUUAAGGAAGAGUUUUUCCCUUCAUACACAACCAUGAAGCACGACAUCGCCAUCAUCCUGACCGCCAUUAACGAGCUGUUGAACUGUGAGGAGCUUCACAAUGUCCUUCAUUUAGUGCUGCAAGCUGGGAACAUCAUGAAUGCUGGUGGGUCUGCCGGUAAUGUCGUGGGCUUCAAACUCUCCUCUCUUCUGUCACUGGCCGAUACUAAAGCCAACAAACCUGGAAUGAACCUGCUGCACUUUGUCGCUCUGGAGGCUCAGAAGAAAGAUCUGCUCAUGUUUCCAGAGAAACUUCUGCAUGUUCAGCAAGCGGCUCGAGUGUGUGUUGACAGCAUCCAUGCAGAGUUUCAUUCUCUGAGCGGAAGAGUUGAUGAUUUAGAGCAGCACAUCCACACAGAUGAUGAGCUCCUGACGCAGCUGCAGUCCUUCCUGAAGAGCGCUGCUGAAGCUCUGGAGGAUUUGAGGAUCAGGACUGAUGAGCUUCAGAGGGAAGGAGACGCUCUGAUCGAUUUCUUCUGCGAAGACAAAGACAUCUUCAAACUGGAUGAGUGCUUCAGAAUUUUCCAGAAUUUCUGCUCCAAAUUCAAAAAAGCUGUUCAGGAGAACGUGGAGCGAGGAAUGUGGGAGGAGUCUCGGCACAAGCGUCUGAGGGAGUCGGAGGACAAGCGUCACUCGUGGGCGGGGCACGAGGGUGUGGGCGGGGUCUUCGGGUUGCGGUCCAAUAGUGAAGCAGACAUGGCGUUAAAGAGGGAGGGGCUUCUGGAGCUGCUGACGACGAGCCCUCACAGUUCGCCGCUGCGCUUCGGCAGUUCUCGUCGCUCACGGCAACAGAAGAACAUGACCUUUGACCCCUGUGGAGCUGAUGUACUUCCUCCUAUACACUCGCUCUCCAUUGCGCACAACAGCAUCAUGACAGAAGAGCCAGAGAUACAAAACAAGAGCCUUUCCAUAGAGGAAUUGCAGAAUAACGAGCAAACACAAUACAGAAAUACAGAAGUGACUCCAAAUGUGACCUUUGACCCAUCUCAAACAGAUUUAGAGGUGAUGAAUGACAAUCAUAAAGAAUCAGAGAACACAACUAAAGAUAACGUCAAGCCUACACGUGAAAACGCCGAAGCAACACGAUCGAUCCAAACAAACAGCAAACGCCCUGUCGGCUCUAAAAACAGACCAUCACCUUCAUCUUCCACUAAACCAUCUUCAUCAUCAUCAUCAUCAAGUUUGAGGAAAGUUGUUCCUCUCAGGACGCAGAUUCCCGCCAAGAAAACACAAGCGGUUCGGCCACCGUCACAAGAGAAGAUGUGUCGCGCUACACUAGACCGCCGCAGCCCUCGAACUUCUGCACGCGACUCCACCAUCAAACCUCCCGGCUUUGCUUGCAACACCGUGGCGUCCACAACACGCAAUGCCGUCGCUCCUGGAAACCAGCCAAAGGCUGCACCAAAACCGUCUCCGGGGACGCAGACGCCGCCGCUCAGGCUCUCGCACACUCCUGCUGGCCGUCUGAGGAAGAGCAGCUCCGCCAUCUCGGAAAACUCUGUGUUCAUUCGUGGGUCACGUGAUAAAACUGUCAAACCCGUCUGGAGGUAGAGAGAGGGGGAAGAAUAGCGCUAAUGCUAGCUUUAGUUAGAUAGACAGUUCCAGGAAAAUUAGUCUUUCAGCUCAUAAACUAGCGGUCAAAAGUUUGAGUCUCUUCUGCUCAUCAAGGCUGCAUUUAUUUGAUCAAAAAUACAGUAAAAAUGUGAAAUAAUAUUACAAGGUGAAAUAACUGUUUUCUAUGUGAAUAUAUAGUAAAGUGUAAUUUAUUCCUGUGAUCAAAGCUGAAUUUUCAGCAUCAUUACUCCAGUCUUCAGUGUCACAUGAUCCUUCAGAAAUCAUUCUAAUAUGAUGAUUUGCUGCUCAAGAAACAUUUAUAAUUAUUAUCAAUGAUGAAAACAGUCCAUAUUUUUGUGGAAACUGUGAUAAAUUUUAUUUUUCAGGAUUCUUUGAUGAAUAGAAAGUUCAAAAGAACAGCAUUUAUUUGAAAUAGAACUUUUUGUAACAUUAUAAAUGUAUUUAGUGUUAUUUUUGAUCAAUUUAAUGCGUCCUUGAUGAAUAGAAGUAUUAAUUUCUUUCAUAAAAAUAAAUGUAUAGAAUCUUACUUACCCCAAACUUUUAAUCAAUGAUCAUUUUUAGUAAAAAUCCUUGCAUAUUUGUGUAUAAUUUAUUACAAUAAUAAAUAUAUUUAUUAUUAUUAUUAUUAUUACAUAAUUUUCUCUUUAAAUGUAGGUUUGCUCAUAAUUAAUAACUGAUUGAUAUAUUGCAUUGAAAAAUGUAUACAUUGGAAUUUGAAACCUGAACUUUUGAGAUGGGACAAUUUACACGAUUUCAUAUAUAUUUUAUGCAAAGCAAAUAUAUAUUUAUUAAUAAACUGUCCAUCUGUGAUGUAUUUGUGGAAACAUUUUGAUGCAGCAUGUGUAUAUUCACCUUCAAUUGUGCUAAAAUACCACAGUAUUUUCAUAGAAACAAUCCAAACAUUGAUAUACAGUAUCAUUACCACAACAUUACUAUAAUAUUGCCAUAACUUUAAUCCAGCAACAUUACUGGAUUAUUACAUUAAGUGCUGCAGAAACAUCAAUUUCUUUUAUUUGUUCAGCAGAUGCUUUUAUUCAGAACAACUUUCUUGGAUCACAACUGGAUGACUUUUGUCAUUGGACAAAAACUGAAGCUAAAAUACAUUGUCAUGCCCCCAAAACUAACCAGCAUAAAAUAAAAAUUAAGCAUAAAUGAAAAAAAGUUAAGCAACUUUUUCUGUUCUGAUAUACAGUAAAUAUAAGAAUUGAAGCCUUUAAUAUCAUUAAAUAUGAAACACGAUACUGUUAA